Molecule: messenger RNA, 5004 nt
Organism: Puntigrus tetrazona (Sumatra barb)
Lineage: Eukaryota; Metazoa; Chordata; Actinopteri; Cypriniformes; Cyprinidae
Product: fer-1-like protein 4
Biological process (GO): plasma membrane organization
Cellular component (GO): membrane
Source: RefSeq, a predicted model, not a curated record
GUUGUGGUCACGGAGAGUAAGUCCAUUGCUGCUGUGAAAAGCAAAAUGAGCAAGCUUACUCUUAAACGCAAGAGUCGAAGGUCCAAAGAGAAGACAGCAGGCAAAGAAGCAGUGCAGAGUCCCAGUGGGCCUGCUGAAGAAGCUGAAGAUGUUGGCGCUGAGGUACCAGCUGCUGUUACAGUGGAAGUGGAAGAUGUUCACCCUCUUCCUGAGAACUUCACUGGAGAGAAGGAUGAAUUUUUGUUGUUUGCAUCCUUCUUUGAGGUGACAAUGAUAGAUCCUUCCAUUGGCUCCAAACCAGUCACCUUCGAGCUGUCUAUAGGGAAUUAUGGGAAAACUGCAGAUGUUGUGAUGAAGUCCAGCAAGAGUGGUAGUCAGGAGAAUCUGGCUGAGGACAGACAGCCGCUGUUGGAAUCAGACGACGAGUUGGAGAGAGAUGAACUUCUGAACUCUGGCCCUCGAGACAAAUCCGUCACACCACCUAGGAGACCACAGCCCACUGAAUACGACAGAUCAUUCAGUUGCAUUCCCUUAUUCCGAGAGAAACCAUGUAGCUUUGUGUGGAGCUACUUCGAGGAUCACACCUUCCGAUUCCACAACAGCAACUGGUUGUCCAAGAUGGCUGACCGACUGGAAUAUGGUAUCGAUGAAGUGGAGAUGCUGUUGAAAAGAUCAAAAAUCAAGGCUAAAGAGCGUUUGGUGGAUGCCGUGCUGGAAUUCUUUUCCACUUGCAAGCAGUACAGCAGUAACUUAGACAGGAAGAGGAAUGCUCGUCAAAACACCCUGGAUAAGUGCCGCGUGGGCCUCAUCAAAAGGAACAUUGUUUUGCUGGCCAAGCAGGCCCUGAGAAUGAGAAAGAGAGUGACCAGAAAUACAGUUAAAGACAGGCUGGCAGAUCUCAAGAAUAUCGCAAAGAGGCUCCGUUUUCUUGCUGUUGAACCUCAGAGCACUCUCCCUGAUGUGUUUUUGUGGAUGCUGAGUGGAGGGAGGCGAGUGGCCUACACCAGGAUUGCAGCCCCCUCUAUCCUAUUCUCGCUGGUGGAGGAAGAGAAGGGUAAAGACUGCGGUAAAAUCACUGCUGUGUACUUGAAGACCCCUGGAGGACCAGUGGGGGAAAUCUUCGCGAAACUGGAAGUAUAUAUGUGGCUUGGUAUCACAAAGUAUGCUAAAAACUGUGUCACCAGCCUUCCAGCAGAGUUCAGACCCAUUUACUAAGAGGCGACUUCUGGUGCAUCAAUUCAGAACAUGCCUCCCACCAAAUUAGUGGAAGACAGUCGUUAUUUCCAGUUACGUGCUCACAUUUAUCAAGCGCGUGGCAUUAUUGCAGCCGAUGACAAUGGACUGUGACCCUUUGCCAAGGUUGUGUUCAGCACACAGUGUCAGGUCACACGGGUUAUGGAAGAAACUCUGUCCCCGACGUGGUGUGAGUUACUCCUCUACGAUCAGGUUCUGAUGGAGGGCAGUAAGGACGAGUUCAGAGAAGACCCUCCUGUGAUCAUCAUCAACAUCUAUGACUACAACAAACUAGGCAGUCCACAAGCCCUUGGUCGUGCUUUUGCAAAGCCAGAGUUGAAGUUUGUAGAAGAGCCAUAUAAAAAACCCCAGUUGCAGUUUUUUGAGAUCACAAAAGGCAAGAGCAAAGCUGGAGAAAUUUUGGCAGCUCUUGAGCUCAUCGAGUUGGAUUACUCAAACUUCGGAGAGCCAGCACUGCCACUGGACGUUGACCCCAAGGAACCACAGUACAUGGAAGAAGAAUGCUAUUUUAUCAUUCCAGAGGGAGUUCGACCUGUGCUCAGGAAAUACAGAAUAGAGGUGCUGUACUGGGGCCUGAGGGACCUGAAAAGAGUCAACCUGUUUGAAGUGGAGCGACCUCAAGUGAAGAUUGAGUGUGCGGGCCAUAUGAUCGAGUCUGAGGAAAUUCAGAGCUACAAGCUGAAUCCCAACUUCAAUGAUGUGGUUAAACACUUUGAUGUUGAACUUCCAGAGCUUGUCUACCUGCAUCCUCCUCUUACUGUCUUCGUAAUGGAGCAGAGAGCAUUCGGUAGGCUGGUCCUAGUGGGAACUCACGUGGUCCAAAACCUUGUGCAGUUUGGUCCCAGGGACCAAGAGGAGUGGAAAGACGAGGAGGAAGAGCCUGAGGAGAAGAAGCCUCCGCAGAAGACCACUCCUCUAGCCACGCUGAUCACUAUGGACUUGGGUGGACUUCCUCUGAAGCAUAGCAAAAUUCCUGUUAACCCAUUUAACUUAGUCACGUCUCCAAUCAAAAAGGUGAUUAAAAAAGAGGAGGAGUUGGAAGAGGAGCCACCAGAAAAGGAGGAGCUUGAUUGGUGGUCUAAAUAUUAUGCAUCACUUGCUGAACUCGAAAAACAGGAGGAGAAAGAGGAUGAAUUGGAAGAUGGGCAAGAUGGAGAUGGAGCACCAUUGAGCAUGGCAGCACUAGAGGCAGAGGAUGAUGAUGCUGUGAUUGAAAUAGAGCCGCCUGCUCCAAAGAGGAAGAAAAUUGCCACUUUACAGCUUUACAAGUCUGAACUUGAAAACGAAUUCAGUCAGUUCAUGGACUGGUUGCACAUAUUUCCUGUCUACAAAGGCAAAUCCAGCCUGGAAGAUGAAGAGGAAGAUGAAAGUACGAGAUAUAUGGGUAAAUAUAAGGGAUCGUUUCUGAUAUACCCCAUCGCUCCAGAAGACGAGGAUGCAGACUGUCAGAUCACUAAUGGGAUUCCCAAAAAUACACCCAUCAAAGUCCUUGUGAGAAUAUAUGUAGUGAAAGCAACCAAUCUGGCACCCACAGAUCCGAAUGGAAAGGCAGACCCCUAUGUAGUGGUAAAAGUUGGCCAGCAGCAAAUGGACAGCAAAGAGCGCUACAUUCCCAAACAACUGAACCCAGUGUUUGGAGAAGUGUUUGAACUGACCGUGUCCUUCCCCCUGGAGACCGAGCUCACGCUGUACGUGUUUGACCAUGACCUCGUGGGUUCUGAUGACCUUAUUGGUGAGACCCGCGUGGACCUGGAGAACCGUUUCUAUAGCCGCCAUCGCGCCGGGUGUGGCCUGGCUCUUCAUUAUGAUAAGGAUGGCUAUAAUAAAUGGAGAGAUGCCAAGAAGCCCACUGCGAUAUUACUGGAGCUCUGCCGCAAAAAUGGGAUUCUCCCGGAGUACAGAGAGUCUGAAAUGAAAGUUCUCAACAAGAUCUUCAAAGUUCCCAAUGAGGCUUUUCCAGAAGAGUUGCUGAAGAAGAAUAAGAAGACUGAGGAAGACUAUGCAGAGCUGGAUGAGCAUAAAGCUCUAAGUGUCCUGCAGCGCUGGAAGGAGAUGAGAGAGUUCUGUGAGGGAGCAUGUCCUUUAGUUCCUGAGCACGUGGAGGUCCGCUCACUGCUCAACGCCGAAAAGCCAGGCCUCCCUCAGGGCUAUGUUCACAUGUGGAUUGACAUGUUUCCUGUAGAUGUACCUCCUCCACCACCUGUUAAUAUCAAACCUAGACUUCCAGAGAGUUAUGAGCUGCGUGUGAUCAUCUGGAAUACUGAUGAUGUCGUACUGGAUGAUGUAAAUCCUUUCACCGGAGAGCCGUCAAGUGACAUCUAUGUUAAAAGCUGGAUUAAAGGUCUGGAAGAUGACAAACAGGAGACAGAUGUGCAUUUUAAUUCCCUCACUGGAGAAGGCAACUUCAACUGGCGCUUUGUCUUUCACUUUGACUAUCUUCCUACUGAGAAAGAAGUCAUCUACAAGAAAAAGGAGUCCCUCUUCGCCCUUGAAGAGACUGAAUUCCGUCAACCGGCUGUUCUGGUGCUGCAGGUCUGGGAUUAUGACCGCAUCGGUUCCAACGACUUCUUGGGAUCCAUAGAGUUGCGUCUCAGCGAUAUGGUCCGUGCAUCAAAAUCAUCCGAGCAAUGCACUGUUAAGAUGGCCAAAGACAAGGCUGGCCCUCGCUUCUCCAUCUUCCGCAGCAAGCGGAUGAAGGGCUGGUGGCCGCUCAUCAAACUAAAGAGCCAAGAGGACAUUGAGAGAGAGGAGAGGGAGGCAGAACAAGAGAAGAAAAACAAGAAGAAGAAGAAAAAGAAGUCGAGCAAGCGAAGCCAAAUGAAACCAGAAGAUCUGCAGUUUGUGGACAACAGUGGGAACACCUUUCUGCUAAUGGGUAAAGUAGAGGCAGAGUUCCACCUAGUGACAGCUGAAGAAGCCGAGAAGAACCCUGUGGGAAAAGCACGCAAAGAACCCGAACCUCUGGACAAACCAAACCGCCCCAAGACAUCCUUCAACUGGUUUGUGAACCCCUUGAAAACCUUUGUGUUCUUUAUCUGGAAGAAGUACAAGAAGUACAUCAUUGCUUUGAUCAUUUUGGUUAUCCUGGGGCUCUUCCUCUUCCUCAUCCUCUACACUUUGCCUACACACAUCAGCCAGCUUAUUGUCAGUGGAUGAGAAGUUGAAAAUGCACAUAAACAAAGAAAUGUACUGAUCAACAGGAAAAAUAAUUAUACGCGUGCACAUUAAUAUACACAUGGCAUUACUUACUUUAAAAGGAAAGACAUGGACAAUAAUAACUAAUAAGAAUUUAGCAAUACAAACAAUUGCCUGUUGAAGGUGCAGUAAGCCAUUUCUGACUAUAAUUGUUGAUUUUUAAAACGACCAAAACAAACAUGGCCAUACCCAAAAGUAUUGCACUGCUAUCUUGAUAGCUCCACCCCCAAAUUCACAAAUAAGCAAUGCAUUAGCCCCUCCCCCAUUAUUAGUGGACACUCCUUUCACUGGUGAAUGCACUUUCAACAAUGUUUCUCAGAAAUCGCGUAGUGUGCCUUUAAUAAAUUCAGCGAAGUUUAAUGCUAUAUGAUUUCAUGUACACUGACGUUGAAAUGUUUUAAAGAAAUUAAUCAUUUUAAUCAAAUAUAUCCAGCCUUGGUGAGAGGCUUUUUUUUUUUUAAAUGUUUAAGGAAUUUUAAUUUCCAAUCAUGCUGCUGCUUUAUAUUUUAUUUUAUAUGCAUUCGAAGAUUGUUUUGUCAAUAAAGUGAUAUGGCA